Cokeromyces recurvatus is the source of this 519-nucleotide messenger RNA. RefSeq lists its product as uncharacterized. NCBI's taxonomy places the organism in Eukaryota, Fungi, Mucoromycota, Mucoromycetes, Mucorales, Mucoraceae. The transcript has a single exon. The coding region runs from base 1 to 519 and encodes 172 amino acids. The record is from RefSeq and is a predicted model, not a curated record.
AUGUCUGAAGUCAAUAAUUUCCCCAUCAAGAAUGCUUUCAUUCCUAUUGAAGAUGAAUUCCUUGAUCAACAUGAUGGUCGUGUCAUGUGGAUUGCUGUCACUCUCUUAUGGGUCUUUUGGGGUCUUAUUUCAGUUGUUCGUGCAUUCUUCUCUGAAGAAACGAUGUCGAAUGGUACUGGGCCAUCAGAUAACGAGUCAAAUGCUGAAAAAUCACAAGGGAGAAAAUUCAUUGCCGCCCCCUCUCUUAAUGGUACAUUGGCCCCUCGUUUAGAGAAGGGCCAUCAGAUCAUUUCAAAUAAUUUAUUCGCUCUUAUUAGUUUGGAUGUCAUAAAUACAUUUGGUCGCGGCUCAGUUCGUGGUGCGAUGAUUAUCAAUUGGUGUGUUACUGCUUUAUCUAUUUUCUUUUUCGUUGCUGAGCUUGUUACAGACAGCAGAUAUAUCCGUAUCUUAUAUACAACUAUCUUUUAUUGUCUUGGUAUUGCUACUAUUGGUCUUAUUUGGGGAGAAGGUUUCAAAUAA